UUUUUUGCCAUCCCUAACACUCGAAUUGUGCAACCCGGAAUACUGUCAAAAUUCUCAUAUUCCGUGAAUUUCCUACCUCUGCUCACUUACACAAAUCAGGCGUAUUGAAGCGCCGACUUACCUGUUGUUCACCUAUCAAGGCACCACACACGGUUCAGAUUAAUUCGCGCCGCAACGCGAUUACUUAAACUGACUCGAUCCGAACAUACGAAGGAGUUGAAAACAAAUGCAAAUCUCACACACAAAGUUUUCUGUUGUUUAGAAUGAAUUGAUUUUCUUGGCAACUACAUAACGACAGGUAGGAAACGGAAAAACAAACAAGACGGAGAGUUGCCCUUGGCAGCAGGCAAAGAGCAACAAGUCCACAAGUUCACCCCACGCAAAAUACAUCAGUUUUAGGAUUUAAACAAAUUUCGUUCGGCCAAAAAUGUUGCUUCAAAAAAUGUUCACCCGUGCCUUUAGUUCCACGCGGCAACUUUAUGCCGGAACUCCUGGAACCGGAGGUCUGGAGAAGAGUGCUCUGGCGGCCUUAAGGAAAAAGACCGGCUACACCUUCGCAAAUUGUAAGAAAGCCCUGGAAAAGCACAACAACGAUGUCGGACUGGCUGAAAAGUGGCUGCAUGAGCAGGCCCAAACUCUUGGCUGGUCCAAGGCCACCAAAGUCGCAGAUCGAGCCACUGCCCAGGGUCUGGUUGGAGUUCUUAUCCGCGGCACUCGAGGGGCCAUGGUCGAAUUGAACUGCGAGACUGAUUUCGUGGCCAGGAACGACACCUUCAAGCGGUUUGUGGAUCACGUUGCCUGUAUGUGUCUGCACUACACGGACUUGACGGACUUCGAUGGAGAUCUAUGGAAGCUCGGCUUCGAUGCUGAUGCCCUAAAGAACCUGCGCACGGAAGAGGGACGCACAUUGGGCGACCACCUGGCCCUGUUGAUUGGCGCAAUCGGCGAAAAUGCUACCAUCAGGCGAGCACUGUGCUUUAAGGUGAACAACGAUCUAAAACUUGUAGGCUACGCCCACCCGGCACCUACCAACGUAGGCUCUACCGAGGGCAUCACCCAAGUGGGCAAAUACGGUGCAAUCGUAGCCUACCGAUCGACUCACAAUCUGCUAGACUUUGAGUUCCACAAGAGCAUCUGCCAGCAGAUAGUGGGCAUGAAGCCGACUAAGAUUGGAGAGUACGACAAGGACACGCCUGCGGAAAACAAGGAUGAUGAGAAGUGCCUGAUCCACCAGGAGUACCUACUGGAUGCGGAUAAAACAGUGGGCGAGGCAUUGCAGGACCACAAUUGCGAGAUCGUCGACUUUCAUCGCUUUGAGUGCGGAGAGCAAACGGAACGCAGUCUUGAGGCCAUAAUUCGCUCCCAACACCUGAGCAGCAAUUAACUAGCUUUUAAGCAGACUCUAGAACUCUAAAUUGUUAAACGCCCCAACCGAAGAUUGUUAAACCCCCAUUUUCUGGACACAGUUCUGGUCAAAAUUUGCAUGUAAAAGAAGUACAACCACCACUACGAUCAGA
This is a messenger RNA of Drosophila eugracilis, 1517 nucleotides long. RefSeq names its product elongation factor Ts, mitochondrial (gene mEFTs). Gene Ontology annotation, cellular component: mitochondrial matrix. The record is from RefSeq and is a predicted model, not a curated record. The transcript is spliced from 3 exons. Lineage: Eukaryota; Metazoa; Arthropoda; Insecta; Diptera; Drosophilidae. The coding region runs from base 428 to 1384 and encodes 318 amino acids. Gene Ontology annotation, molecular function: translation elongation factor activity; protein binding. Gene Ontology annotation, biological process: mitochondrial translational elongation.